Messenger RNA from Schistocerca piceifrons (Central American locust), 684 nucleotides. Its product is annotated as sodium-dependent phosphate transport protein 4-like. The transcript is spliced from 5 exons. Gene Ontology annotation, molecular function: transmembrane transporter activity. The coding region runs from base 1 to 684 and encodes 227 amino acids. Gene Ontology annotation, biological process: monoatomic anion transport. The record is from RefSeq and is a predicted model, not a curated record. NCBI's taxonomy places the organism in Eukaryota, Metazoa, Arthropoda, Insecta, Orthoptera, Acrididae.
AUGGUUUAUGGUAUAUGUCUUCUAAUAAUAAGCAUCAAUAUCCAUAAAUAUUACUGCAUCUGCUUAAUUUCUGUUUAUUCCCAUGACUGGUUUUGGAUAUUUUCCCAUACCCAAUUGAAGUUCAUGUGGUUACUGUCUUUUUGCAGUUCAAACUAUCCAGUGCCAAAGGAGUCAAAAAUUGGAAAUCCAUGGCCUAUGGUUUUGUCAAAUCCUCCAAUGUGGGCGCAUUGUUUUGUAAUGUUUGGGAUUGGAUGGGUGAACUACACAUUAUUAUCUGAAUUACCAACUUAUAUGGAGAAAAUACUCCACUAUGAUCUGGAUCAAGCUGGUCUUGUGUCAGCAUUGCCCUACCUGUUCGGGUGGAUCAGCUGCAGUAUAUAUGGUUAUCUGACACGCAAAUGUACGCAGAAAGGUGUGCGCAUUAUUACAACAAUGAGGGUGUGGGAUGCAGUAGUUUUUGCCAGUCUUCAGUGUUCCAUUUUGUCUGGGAAGCUGUGUUUAAAGACUCAUUGUGAAGCUUCAGUUUUUGCCUGGUGUCAUAUGUGUAUACUUUUGAUUGAUUUUGUUAGGUCGACAUAUAACAUUUUUCACACGCCUGUUCAGCAGAGAUUUUCCCAGGCACUGGUUUUUUACUGUGGGCCAAAUAUGUCUACCACAAAUUCUAAACAGACUGCUAUAGAAUAA